Molecule: messenger RNA, 1159 nt
Organism: Physella acuta
Lineage: Eukaryota; Metazoa; Mollusca; Gastropoda; Physidae
Biological process (GO): Notch signaling pathway; membrane protein ectodomain proteolysis
Cellular component (GO): plasma membrane
Molecular function (GO): metalloendopeptidase activity
Source: RefSeq, a predicted model, not a curated record
CUAUAAAAUUAAAACUGUUCUAAAAUAAACAAGAGACUUAAACUUUUAGAUAUCAAGAUCUACUCUUCUUGUAAUACAAGACUUGUAGAAUAUAAUGAUCGUAGUAAAUGUUAUUUUGUUUUUUAUUACUAUUGAGAAAGCAUUCUGUGUCGGAGGUCUCAAAUACUAUGAAACUCUCAGCACCAUUCACGUCUCAAAAAGAAUAAGAAGAAAUGCCAACAAGGAAGAGAUUAUCAAUAAUUUAUCAUUUAAAAUGUUUGACAGAGAUUUUGAUCUUACAUUGACAGCUGGUACAAGCGUUUUAGCCAAGGAUUUCCGAGCUCAGUUGGCCCAUGGUGAUGGUAGUGUAACUCCUCAUCAGUUCGACCAAAGUAAAUUAUUCUCUGGGCAUGAGACUGGUAAGCCAGAUGUUUCAGUCCACGCUUGCAUUGACAAUACAUUGUGGGUUAUAACAAUUUUUGAUGUUAAUGAAACCUAUGCUGUUGAGCCUGCCUAUUAUUUGCUUAAUGCAUCUGAAAAUCCAAAAAAUGACACAAUGAUAGCUUACAGGAGUUCUGAUUUUGUAGACGAUGAGCCACAAUGUGGCGCAAAAGACUCAUCAAACAUAUUGAGACAGCAUUCAAGUGCUAAGUAUGGUUUUAUGGACGGCUCGAAAAAUAGAACAACCAUUGGAGUAUAUGUUUAUGUGACCCAUUUUUCUGUGUGUAUUUUAAUGAUUGAUUUUCAAGCAUUUACAAUAAAUUGUUUUCCAGAUUCACACCCUAAACAUAAAAGAUCUCUAGAUAAUCACCACUGUCAUAUGAUGCUUGUUGGAGACUAUGAUUUCUAUUCUAAGCGUUGUAAUAAAAACCAUGUUGCCUGCAUGACCAUAAUGGUUCAUUUCCUUAGUGUAGCUGAUUCAAUUUUCAAGACUUCCACGUUUGAAGAUGACAACACUUUUACAAAUAUUGGACUGAAAAUUGGAAUGCUGCUACUGCUCACAUCUUACUCUGAUGAUCAGAGCCCUGACUCAUUUAAUCGCCAAGGUCAAAAAUGGGACUCUGAAACAAAACUGACUGUAAACCUAGCAAAUCAUUUGGCUGAUGAACUUGAGAUUCUAUAUUUCAUGACCUCGGCUUAUGAAGGAAUGAUGCUCAGACGCUCUCAUCAAAUAGCUUAA